GGGCCGGAAUCUUAGAACCCACGGCCCGCAGGGGUCCCCGCGGCCGCCGCGAUGCAGAAAUACGAGAAACUGGAGAAGAUUGGGGAAGGCACCUAUGGAACAGUGUUCAAGGCCAAAAACCGGGAGACUCAUGAGAUCGUGGCUCUGAAACGGGUGAGGCUGGAUGACGAUGAUGAGGGUGUGCCGAGCUCGGCCCUCCGGGAAAUCUGCCUACUCAAGGAGCUGAAGCACAAGAACAUUGUCAGGCUUCAUGAUGUCUUGCAUAGCGACAAGAAGCUGACUUUGGUUUUUGAAUUUUGUGACCAGGACCUGAAGAAGUAUUUUGACAGCUGCAACGGUGACCUCGAUCCCGAGAUUGUGAAGUCAUUCCUCUUUCAGCUGCUAAAAGGCCUGGGAUUCUGUCACAGCCGCAACGUGCUGCACAGGGACCUGAAGCCCCAGAACCUGCUAAUAAACAGGAAUGGGGAGCUGAAAUUGGCUGAUUUUGGCUUGGCUCGAGCCUUUGGGAUCCCCGUUCGCUGUUACUCAGCUGAGGUGGUCACGCUGUGGUAUCGCCCACCGGAUGUCCUCUUUGGGGCCAAGCUGUACUCCACGUCCAUCGACAUGUGGUCAGCUGGCUGCAUCUUUGCAGAGCUGGCCAAUGCUGGGCGGCCUCUUUUUCCUGGCAACGAUGUAGACGACCAGUUGAAGAGGAUCUUCCGGCUGCUGGGGACGCCGACUGAGGAGCAGUGGCCUGCCAUGACCAAACUGCCAGACUAUAAGCCCUACCCAAUGUACCCAGCCACAACAUCACUGGUGAAUGUCGUGCCCAAGCUCAAUGCCACAGGGAGGGACCUGCUGCAGAACCUUCUGAAGUGUAACCCUGUCCAGCGCAUCUCAGCAGAAGAGGCCCUGCAGCACCCCUACUUCUCCGACUUCUGUCCCCCCUAGGCUGCAGGACCCCUGGCCGCCAGGCUGGGGCCUGGCCUGUUUAAGCCCCCUCCCAGGAGGGGAGGCAGUUGGGGUGCAUGGAGUGCCGCGCCCUGGCUGUGCUGGGCCGGCCGGGGUGGAGGUGCUGAACCGUGCUGUUCACUCCCUCCGUGGACUUUAUUUAAUUCCAUAAAUUGGCUCCUUUCCCACAGUCCGGCUGAUGUGGUAGAAUGGCUCUGGAGGGGGCAGGGGCCUCUGCUCCCCUUUGUCACCCUCUGCACCCCUUCCUCCAGCUAAACAACGCGGCCGGGACCCUCCCCCUGCACCUGAUGGCUGGGGUCAGGGUGGCGCUGUCCCCACACAUGGUGCUUACACACUCGUGCACACCCUUCCUCCUCCUGCCCAGGCAGGCCUGACACAGUGCGAGGGGGCGUGUGGCCAGGUGUGAGAGCAAGGGUGGGCUUCCACCGGCAUGGGGGGGAGGGCUAGGCCCUCGUGGUUCUUCAUACCCCAUGUGCACCUCCUGUCCCUUCCUUCUUUAUCCCCCCAUCUCCAGGCGUGCAGACUGGGACAGGAGAGACCCAAAGAUGUGGUUCCUUCAGGAGCGCCCCUCCCCCACCCCCUUAUUGUCAGUGUUCCAAUGUUUGGGGUGCGGUGAAAGGGAACUGAGGGGGAGAGAGGGGUCCCCCACCUGCACUGCCUCAAGCUGGGGCCUUUGGCUCUUGUGGGGAGGUUGGGGAAGCAAGAACUGUUCCCGUGGAGAUGGGUCAUGUGCCACACAAACGUGAGAAAAGGAGUCACGAUCUUCGAAGGCAGCACAACAGCUUGUGUUCCUGGAAGUGGAACCGCCCCUCUGUCCCCUCCCUGCCUCCUGCUCACUGUUUGCUGGGCUCUGGGUCAGAACCUUCUCCCAGCUAUACCCGACAGCACAGUUGGUCCCCGCUGACUGUGACUACCUCUGUGCGUCACACCCGAGCCAUGGGCUUGGGGGAUCCCUGUCCUCCCUGCUCUUUGAGAUGUCAGCCUGAUAAACUUCUCAAACUGGA
This is a messenger RNA of Galeopterus variegatus (Sunda flying lemur), 1955 nucleotides long. It is a transcript of the gene CDK5, whose product is annotated as cyclin-dependent kinase 5. NCBI's taxonomy places the organism in Eukaryota, Metazoa, Chordata, Mammalia, Dermoptera, Cynocephalidae. Gene Ontology annotation, cellular component: nucleus; cytoplasm. The record is from RefSeq and is a predicted model, not a curated record. The transcript has 12 exons. Gene Ontology annotation, molecular function: cyclin-dependent protein serine/threonine kinase activity; ATP binding. Gene Ontology annotation, biological process: protein phosphorylation; axonogenesis; synaptic vesicle transport. The coding region runs from base 52 to 930 and encodes 292 amino acids.